AUGUUUGCGCCAAGGCCGUGUCUCUCUCUUGCACUAUGGCUAAUAGCCAUAUUCUCGAUCCCACAAUUUGGGUAUUCCGAUGCGUCAAUUGGAACAGGAAAUGGUCUACAAGACAUUGUGACCUGGGACCAGCAUUCACUUCUAGUCCGUGGAGAGCGCCUAAUGAUUUUCUCCGGCGAAUUCCAUCCCUUUCGUCUUCCCGUUCCUGGUCUAUGGCUUGAUGUUUUCCAAAAAAUCAAAGCAAUGGGCUUUACCGGAGUUUCCUUUUACGUGGAUUGGGGUCUUGUGGAAGCGAACCCGGGCCAUGUUGUCACAGACGGGAUAUGGGAUCUGGAAAAAUUCUUCCAGGCUGCGAGCGAAGCAGGCAUUUAUCUUAUUGCCCGACCAGGUCCAUACAUCAAUGCAGAGACAACAGCCGGUGGGAUUCCAGGAUGGGUAUUGAGAAUCAACGCAACCAUUCGAUCGGAUGACCCUGAAUACCUGAAAGCAACUGCCAAGUAUGUGUCGACCCUGGGUCGGAUUAUUGAACAGGCACAGAUCACGAACGGCGGACCGGUUAUCUUGGUGCAGCCCGAGAACGAGUAUACGACAUGGCCCGACACUACCGACUUUCCGUCGCAGAUGAACCGAGAGUAUAUGGCCGCUGUGGAGGAACAGCUUCUUGAUGCUGGUAUUACGGUUCCGUUGAUCGUUAAUGAUAACCAGGUCAAGGGUUACUGGGCACCAGGGUCUGGGUUGGGGGCUGUCGACAUCUACGGAAUUGAUGCGUACCCAUUACGCUAUGACUGUGCAAACCCUAGUGUAUGGCCGACAUACGAAUUCCCACAUAGCUGGCAGACUAUCCAUGAGCAACAGAGCCCAACUACACCUUUCUCCAUUGCUGAGUUUCAAGGAGGAUCGGGAGAGGGAUGGGGAGGCGUGCUUGAAGAAAUGUGCGGUGAGCUUUUGAACGAAGAAGCCGUGCGGGUUGUCUACAAGAACAACUACAGCUUUGGUGUGAAGCUUUUCAACAUUUACAUGACAUACGGUGGCACAAAUUGGGGAAACCUCGGCUAUAUGAACGGAUACACAUCAUACGACUACGGCGCGGCAAUAACAGAGGAGCGCGGCAUCUGGCGCGAAAAGUACAGCGAAGAAAAGCUCGAAGCAAACUUCUUAAAGGCAUCACCUGCCUACUUAAUCGCAACUUCAGGCAUAGGAGUCAACGGGUCCUACGGAGCCCCGGCUUCCAUCGCAGUGACUCCCUUACUCGGAAAUGGCACAAGCACCAACUUUUAUGUCGUUCGACAAGCAGAUUUCAGUUCCACAAACAACACACAGUAUACGCUUACCUUGCCAACAAGUAUCGGAAAUGUCACCAUUCCUCAGCUGGGUGGUAGCCUGACUCUGUAUGGCCGGGAUUCUAAAUUCCACGUCACGGAUUACGAUCUCGGCGGCAUCAAUUUGAUCUACUCUUCAGCGGAAAUCUUAACCUGGGCUCGGGGUGCCGGAUCGACACGUGUGUUGAUCCUGUAUGGUGGAGCGGGUGAAACACACGAGUUUGCCUUUGCUAGUCAUCUUGGAAAUCCUACCGUGACCGAGGGAGGUGAAAGCGGGAUAACAAUCCGUCUGAAGGGGUCGACCUGGGUGAUACAUUGGGAGGUGAAGUCUGAUCGCCGCAUUGUUCGUAUCGGAGAUUUGGAGAUCUACCUGCUCUGGCGAAAUGAGGCGUACAAUUAUUGGCCGCUGGAGGUUACUGCUACAGAGCCGAUCGGGAAUUUUUCGUCGCCAUCUAAAGAAUUGAUCCUUGUCAAGGCUGGGUAUCUCAUGCGCACGGCGAGCCUGUGUGGUGACGAUGUUUGUUUGACUGGCGAUGUCAACACGACAACGGAGGUCGAACUCAUUUCUUCGCCGGCAGAGAAUGUGAAGGGUAUUGUGUUCAAUGGGGAAAAAUUGAAGACCUUCACUACUGAAACGAAGAAGCUGUCUGCUACUUUGGAGUAUGAUCCUCCGCGACUGGAUAUUCCUGUUCUGGAGAAUCUAGAGUGGAAAUACUUGGAUACUUUACCCGAAAUAGGCAGCUCGUACGAUGAUUCGGCCUGGAUCGAAUGCUCCAAAACCUCGACAAACAACCCCCGAGAUCUGACUACACCGAAAAACCUAUACGCCAUGGACUAUGGAUUCCAUACAGGAUCAUUGCUCUACCGUGGUCAUUUUACUGCAAAUGGGCAUGAGUCAGCUCUGUCGUUGAACAUCUCCGGUGGUACAGGUUUCAGUCAUUCGGUCUGGCUGGGCGGCACUUUCCUAGGGGCAUGGACUGGAUCAAGUGUCAACUCUACAGUCAUUCAGAAUAUUCCAAUCACCAAGGCUCUCUCUGUCGGAAGUUCCCAUGUUCUGACCAUUCUGAUCGAUAACAUGGGCCAGGAUGAAGAGGGACCAGGAACAGAUGUGAUCAAGUUCCCCAAGGGCAUUCUGAACUACGAGCUGUCGGGACACAGUCAGAGCGAUAUUUCUUGGAAGGUCACGGGUAACCUUGGCGGAGAACAGUAUCGAGAUCUGGCCCGUGGGCCGCUGAAUGAGGGAUCGAUGUUUGCUGAACGACAGGGCUAUCAUUAUCCCAAGCCACCUAAUGCCAAUUGGAAGGUUUCGAGCCCAGUCAAAGCUGGAAUUGCGGCACCAGGUGUUGGGUUCUACACAACUUCCUUCAAACUUGACAUCCCGAGUGGAUGGGAUGUUCCAAUGAGCUUCGUUUUCAACGGUUCAUCGAUACAACAAACUGGGCUCAAUUAUCGAUGUCAGCUAUUUGUUAAUGGGUAUCAAUUUGGAAAAUAUAUCAACAACCUCGGCCCUCAGACGUCCUACCCGGUUCCAGAGGGUAUUUUAAACUACAGUGGAACCAACUACAUCGCACUGACUCUCUGGGCUCAAGAUGAAGAAGGCGCUAAGCUGGGUGGGAUCUCUCUGAUACCGACGGCAAUUAUUCAAUCUGGGUACAGCAAGCCGGGACUCGCGCCACAGCCUUCAUGGACACGCCGAGCAGGAGCGUACUAG
Molecule: messenger RNA, 3030 nt
Organism: Penicillium verhagenii
Lineage: Eukaryota; Fungi; Ascomycota; Eurotiomycetes; Eurotiales; Aspergillaceae
Product: glycoside hydrolase family 35 protein
Exons: 6
Coding region: 1-3030 (1009 amino acids)
Biological process (GO): carbohydrate metabolic process
Cellular component (GO): vacuole
Molecular function (GO): beta-galactosidase activity
Source: RefSeq, a predicted model, not a curated record